GCCACACGGGUGUCAAAUAGGGACAUGAAUGCGAGGCCUUGAUGAGCACCCACGGGUGCCGCGGGGUCACAUCAGAGCGUUUUGUUUUCCAUCCAGCCUGGAAAGGAAGACGGUUGCCAUGGACGCGGUGGAAUUAAUUAGACGCUGGGGCGGCCCCGACGCUCACUUCCUCACAAACAAGCUGCUGCGCCCCAUCACACCUGACCGCCUCUCCUCACAGGUAGGACCCUCGUACUCUUUUCAUCGUCCCCGCCACCUUGAUCCGCUGCGGCCCCGCAGGAUGCCGAGCCAGCUGGAGGGCGCCAUGGACGCGCUGAUAGCGGUCUUCUACAACUACUCGGGCCACGACGGGGACAAGUUCAAGCUGAACAAGGGCGAGCUCAAGCAGCUGCUGCAUAGCGAGCUCACCGACUUCCUCACGGUCACGUGUUGCCCUGUCUUUCAGUCCCAGAAGGACCCGCUGCUGGUGGAGAAGAUCAUGAACGAUCUGGACUCCAACAAAGACAACGAGGUGGACUUCAACGAGUUUGUGGUGCUGGUGGCGGCCCUCACCGUGGCCUGCAACGACUUCUUCCAGGAGCAGCAGAAGAAAACCAAGUAGACCUCAGCCUUAAACAUGUUUCCCAUUGUUUUUCCAUUCAACUGUAAAUCAAUUUGAUCAUUGUAAUUAUUGAUAAGUCUUGUAUUGCACAGUCCAUUCAAUAA
This is a messenger RNA of Nerophis lumbriciformis (worm pipefish), 705 nucleotides long. RefSeq names its product S100 calcium binding protein Z (gene s100z). Gene Ontology annotation, molecular function: calcium ion binding; calcium-dependent protein binding. Lineage: Eukaryota; Metazoa; Chordata; Actinopteri; Syngnathiformes; Syngnathidae. The record is from RefSeq and is a predicted model, not a curated record.